AUGACAAUCGGAGAUGAACGCUCUGACAUGUCAGCUUUCCCUCUGGCAGCUGCUCGCAGGUGUUUGUCUGAAGUCUCUACUUUGGAUCUUCUGAGCAUUCUACCUCCUCACCGGUUUCCAUACAAACCUGGUCAACUCGUGCCCAUUUCCACAAGGGUCAGCGGGGCGCCGUCACGCGCGCCCGCGCCGUUUGCAAAGCCCAAGCGCGCCGCGUCACGCGCGGGUGGCGAUCGCCGCGGCCGCUCCGCCGCCGCAGCCACGCGGACUCCGGGCGCGAGGGGGCGGGAGGUAAAAGUGGCUUGUUCCGAAGCGGUGGACUUGCCGUGCACCGUCCACCUGGACCCUCAGGGCCCCUACAGAGUCUUCUGGGUCAAGCUGACGGAGCGGGGCGAGGAGAGGCUGGGGGUGCCCCAGGAGGGUCUGCAGGACCACCGGCAGAGGGAGGACUCCUUCGAGGCCCCUGGUGGACGGCUGCACCUGAAGAUCCAAAACGCUAGCGGCUGCCACUCGGGGACAUACAGGUGCACCGUGGAGGAGCUGGACGGGCAGAGAAACCAAAGCGGCACCGUGACCUUGAAAGUGACAGGAUGCCCUAAGGAGCGCAAAGAAGAGACUUUUCAGAAAUACAGAGCCGAGAUCGUACUGCUGUUGGCGCUGGUCGUCUUCUACUUAACACUCAUUAUUUUCACUUGUAAGUUUGCACAACAACAGAGUAUUUUUCCAGAUUUUUCUAAGCCUGUCAUGGAACGAGCUUUUCUCCCAGUCACCUCUCCACAUAAACAUUUGGAGCCAGUGACUCUUCACAAGACAGAACUGGUAUGAGCAGGAUUUCUGCAGGUUGUGUUUCCUAACAUCGAAGAAGGUUCAGUGGUAUGCCUGUACGUCCCAUAGGACAAGAGAAGAAUGAGCCCCACACCGAAGAAAGCAUCCUUCCUGUGAAGUCCUUCUGAAACCCCUGACAGCGGGUCCCAGCCCCCUUUUUUGUGAGCAGGACUUGGGAAGCCAUUACAUGACCACGUAGCAUGGGGACCCCUACGGGGAGGGCCUAGUGCCGCUGCUCCACGGCUACCUUCUUCGCAUUUUUCUCAGCUAUCUGGUCAACCCCUUGGAAAUCUUUUCAGUCAUAUACAAGCUAUGGUGAGAUGCAGUUGGAAAAGGGUCUUGGGAAAUACGGAUGCCCGGAGCCGGCCCUGUGAUAGACUCUCGAGGACCGCUGUCCUCUGCACAUCUGGAAAACAUCCCUUUGAAUGUGCUGUGUUUUCUUAUACUAGCCCAGAUGGUUUCUGUCUGGGAGAAAUCGACAGGCCAAACUGUGAGACAGUGGGGAAUAUUUAGCAAAUAAUUUCCCACUGUGAAGGCUCUGCUAUUAUUAAAAGGAGUACUGUGUGUACGAAGAAAUAACAAGUCGAAGAACUGUUCCGCAAUGGGGACUUUUCAUCUGGGAAGGACACCCAUAAAGAAGCAAUAAAGAAAGUGCCACGUUUAUUUUUAUACCCAUAGACGCCUGGCAAAGAAGGAUUUGUCUUUUGUUCUCCUUUUGAAAUCUACAUCCAUAGUCAGGUGUCAGGGCUCAUGGACGUGGCCUCAGUAUGGAGAUUGAGUGAGAGGUCAGAGAGCAUGACCGCAUGACAGCCAGCUAGGUGAUGACCUGCUGGAAUGCUGGCCCAGUCAUGCAGUCCAGCUUCGAGCCCCAGUCGUCCCACUACCUGGCUCUAGGAUCUUGAACAGGGUCCUCGUGAUUUCUACGUUCUCAGUUGUAAACCGAAAGGUGUUGUCUGAGUUGAUUGCAAUAAUGUAUGUGAAAAUGCUUUGGAAAAGCAUAAAGCACUAUAAAAAUUUGAA
Molecule: messenger RNA, 1842 nt
Organism: Ailuropoda melanoleuca (giant panda)
Lineage: Eukaryota; Metazoa; Chordata; Mammalia; Carnivora; Ursidae
Gene: CD83
Product: CD83 molecule
Exons: 6
Coding region: 1-822 (273 amino acids)
Source: RefSeq, a predicted model, not a curated record